GCACGCUGAAUACGCUGUCAAAUCAGCUGUUUGCGAUAUUCGUUUUCAUGCCACUCAAAUUGAACUAUCUAGUUGCAAACUUAAUCCAUGGACACGACGGAACAGGGGCCUAAGGAGGUGCCCCUGGCGCUGACCCCGGCGGUGCUCAGCUUGAGCAAUUGCCCGGGCACGACCCCCGGAACGCCGCUGAGCAAAAAUCAGCUGAAGAAGCAGCGCAAGCUGGCGGAGUUUGCUGAACUCCGGAAGCUGCGUCGCGAACGGGAGCGUGAGAAAAAAAAGCAGAAGCGCCGGGAGUCCAAGGAGCUGGGUCUGCCCCUCCGGACGGGCCCCUCCCGCAAGGAGCUCAAGAAACGCCAGGUGACAGACGUCGGAGAGUCCGUCCUCUCGGUUGCUAUUGAUCUGGACUACGACGAUUUGAUGCAUGAGCGGGACAUCGCCAAGUGCGUGAAGCAGUGCCUCCGCAUCUACACCAUCAAUCGGCGCAGCCCACAGCCGGGCAAACUGCACUUCACUGGCAUCCGGCGUAACGGCCACAUCCACGACUCGUUCAAGAAAAACGACGGCUGGGAGAACUGGCACGUGCAGUACCAUUUUGAUCGCGGGCACGCCGAUGUCUUCGACCGCAGCCAACUGGUCUACCUCACCUGCGAGUCGGAUCGGGUGCUGGACAAGCUGCAGGCCGGCUGCACCUACGUCAUCGGGGGCCUGGUGGACCACAAUCACUUCAAGGGCCUGUGCCACUCAAGGGCCACGGAGGCGGGCUUAACCACCGCCCGUCUCCCUCUGAGCGAGCACGUCGACAUGAAAACCAGGGCCGUGCUCAGCACCUACCACGUCUUUGAGCUGCUGACCAAGGUGGCUGCCGGCCAGGACUGGACUGCGGCCAUACUGGACACGAUUCCCAUGCGCAAGGGAGCCAAGGCGAAAAUCACAGAGAAAAAGGAUGAGCCGUGUCAGGAUCUGGAGCAGAAGGACGAAAAACCGGAUGCUGAGUCAAAGAAGCCCACCGAAACCGCCAUCGAGUCUGAAAUCGAAUCCCACUCUUUGGACAGUUGACAACAGUCGACAUCGCAUUUCGAGGUCUUUUUGAUUUUUAUUUCAGUUUCUUUUGUUUUUACAAAAUCACAUUUAGUUUUGUUUCGCAAAAUAAAUUAUAACUUAAAAUACAUAGCGCAAAUAAUAUUAAGAAUACAAAAAAGUGUGUUACUGGAUUUAAUGUUUAAUUUAUGUUUUACAACGCACAAUGAUGGCCAGCGCCAAGUCGUCGAGAGAGGGAUAACGUCUUCUGAUUUGUGCACGUUACGUUAUAUGGCGAAUGCGUUUCAAGAUAGCACCGAACCAAAAUUUUUGUAUGUUUUUUUAUUUGCGUUUCUUAUUUGCCACUUUUUUUUGGUUUUCUCAUUGCUGUUUCAGGCUUUUGAUUUGGAUUCAAAUUAAGUAACUUAGCGCCCUUACAGCGACAUCAAUAUAAACCAUACAUAUACAUAGGUAAGUGUGUCUGUAGUAUAUAUGUACAAGUUGCGUGCCGUCGCUCGUUGUUGCUUCUGCUUGUAGUCAGUAGAUAAACACAAAGGACAAAUACAAACUUAACUCAUAAAGUAAAAUAGUAAUAAACAAAAAUGUACAAAGCAAGAUAAAGGAAAUCAAAAAUAGGGAAAACUUUUGGCUUAACUUUAGGAUAGUUUUGGAUGAUUAGUUUAGUAUAUAUGUAUAUAUAGCACUACUGUAUAGCAAAAUAUAUAACUGAUCUCCACCAGGGAAAAUAGAACCGCUCCAAUCGUUGGCGUCAUCUGUUU
This is a messenger RNA of Drosophila santomea, 1796 nucleotides long. RefSeq names its product tRNA methyltransferase 10 homolog A. The transcript has 2 exons. The coding region runs from base 88 to 1056 and encodes 322 amino acids. Gene Ontology annotation, biological process: tRNA N1-guanine methylation. The record is from RefSeq and is a predicted model, not a curated record. Gene Ontology annotation, molecular function: tRNA binding. Gene Ontology annotation, cellular component: nucleoplasm; nucleus. Lineage: Eukaryota; Metazoa; Arthropoda; Insecta; Diptera; Drosophilidae.